This is a messenger RNA of Papaver somniferum (opium poppy), 1080 nucleotides long. Its product is annotated as EP1-like glycoprotein 2. Bases 1 to 1080 code for a protein of 359 amino acids. The transcript has a single exon. Lineage: Eukaryota; Viridiplantae; Streptophyta; Magnoliopsida; Ranunculales; Papaveraceae. The record is from RefSeq and is a predicted model, not a curated record.
AUGGUUUUUCCAAAUCCUUUCUACUUCUUCGUGUUCUUCAUUAUCCUCUUGUGUUCCAAUGUUCUAGUUCAAUCUGCUCGGACUUUUGAUACUCAAUCUAAAGUGCCUCAAAACAAAACUUUCCGCUACGUUGUCCAAGGCGAGUUUGAAGGAUUGAAUGUGGAAUAUUGGGCAGAUUAUCGUUUUAUUGAAACCGGUGAAAAUAAUGUUCUUAGUUACCCAUAUGGGCUAAUGUUCUACAACACUACUCCUGAUGCACAUGUUCUUGGCAUAGGUGCCAAUCUUCCUAAUGAUCAGUCAGAAACAUUUUGGAUUUGGGGUGCUAACAACAACAACCCAGUUCGUGAAAAUUCCACUCUAACUUUCGGCACUGAUGGUAACUUGGUGCUUGCAGAUGUUGAUGGUCGUAUAGUUUGGCAAACUAAAACAGCCAACAAAGGUGUUACCGGUAUGUCUAUGCAGCGUAAUGGGAAUUUUGUACUUCACGAUAAAAAAGGAAGGUUUAUUUGGCAAAGUUUCCAGCACCCGACUAAUACUAUUGUAAGAGGUCAAUCACUUAACCUCAUGGGUGGUAAGAAACUCGUCAGUCGUACAUCAGAUAAGAACAGUCGCGAUGGUUCUUUCAGCGCUGUGAUCGACAAGAACGGAUUCAUCCUGUAUCAAAAUUCACAGAAAAGAGGCGGCUGGGAGGCAACGGGUCUUCUAAAUGUAACAUUUGAUUCAAUGCAUGAACAACCGCAAACUACUACUUAUUUGUUAACUCUAGGUUUGGCAAAUCCAAAAGGAGUUCAGCCAAAACCAGCUGGUACUAAUUCAAGGAAAGUUACACUCACGAAAAUUAAUUACCGCUAUGAACAUUCAUUUCUCAGGUUAGAAUCAGAUGGUGAUCUUGCAGGUUAUACAUUCUAUGAAAUGGAUUCUUAUUCUUUGUGGGCUAAAGAUUAUGCGUAUUUUGGAAAGGUGCAUAAUGGGGGGUCACCACCUUAUACACCACCAACAUACGAGGGGCCAUCGGGUUAUAACCCGCCACCAUAUGAGGAGCCAUCUGGUUAUACCCCGCCACCACCAUCGAGAUUCUAA